AUGACCUCCGACAUAAACAAGCUGCACCUGGAACUACUCCAUAACUUCACCACCUCAACAUGUCUCACUCUUAAUAGCGACACAACAAUCAGGGACUUAUGGCGAAUCAGUGUCCCGCGGCUGGCACUGGAAUUUGACUUUGUCAUGUACGCUGUGUUAGCCUUAUCAGCGCUGCAUCUGGCACGAUUUUCCCCAGAACGAUACGAAUAUUUAGUUGCGCAGGCCGCAAUCCUCCACCAAAACGGCCUCCGUCUUGCAACAACAAUUCUGCCAGACGUCACCCCAAAAAAUUGCACCGGUGUCUACAUAUUCACAGCGAUGACCUGCCUGAUAACGCUGGCAAGUCCCCGAAAGCCGGAGGAUAUUCUCCUCGUCGGAGAUUCCGGGAUUUCGGAAUGGCUCCUCCAUUUCCGUGGAACUCGCUCGGUGAUGAAUAGGUCGAGAGAAAUUAUACUCUCGGGACCCAUGGGACCGAUGCUCUUAGCUGGCCGACAGAGAAGGACGCUGAGGGCAGAGAUGGCUAUCAAGCAAACUAGGGAAACGGAACAACUCGAGAUACUCAACAAUCUUAUAAGAGGGAGCGUAACCGACCCAUCAGACGUCCAUUGCUACGCUGGGGCGAUAUUCGAGCUCCGUGGCUCGUUCAAUAUUGUUUACGCGCCUGGGUUCCAAGGAUACGAAUCUGCCGACGUCUUCCUCUGGCUUUUUGAGAUCUCUGAUGAGUAUCUGAAUCUUUUGAAAGAACGGCGACAAGAAUCUUUGGCAAUCUUUGCCUUUUAUUGCGUGAUCUUGAAGCGGUUUGAUCCGUGCUGCAUCGACUUUGGAUACGAUGGCCGAUCGAGGAGACUGGAAUGA
Messenger RNA from Pseudogymnoascus verrucosus, 855 nucleotides. RefSeq lists its product as uncharacterized. The record is from RefSeq and is a predicted model, not a curated record. Gene Ontology annotation, biological process: regulation of transcription by RNA polymerase II. Lineage: Eukaryota; Fungi; Ascomycota; Leotiomycetes; Thelebolales; Thelebolaceae. The transcript has 2 exons. The coding region runs from base 1 to 855 and encodes 284 amino acids. Gene Ontology annotation, molecular function: DNA-binding transcription factor activity, RNA polymerase II-specific.